Messenger RNA from Eurypyga helias (sunbittern), 455 nucleotides. It is a transcript of the gene COMMD2, whose product is annotated as COMM domain containing 2. The annotation marks the transcript as partial. NCBI's taxonomy places the organism in Eukaryota, Metazoa, Chordata, Aves, Eurypygiformes, Eurypygidae. The record is from RefSeq and is a predicted model, not a curated record. The transcript is spliced from 3 exons.
GAAAACUCGACGUUGGCGUGGACGCCGUCCAGCACGCGGUAGAAGGACUGACCUAUCUUCUUACCGAAAGCUCCAAGCUCAUGAUUUCUGAGACAGACUUCCAAGAUUCCAUUCAUGUUCUGGGAUUCCCGGAUGAACUGAACAGACUAUUGCUCCAGCUGUACCUUGAGAACCGGAAGGAGAUCAGAAGCAUUCUCAGCGAGCUGGCCCCAAAGCUUCCCAGCUACCACAAUCUCGAGUGGAGGCUGGAUGUGCAGCUUGCCAGCAGGAGUCUGAGACAGCAGAUUAAGCCUGUGGUGACACUGAAGCUGCACCUUAAUCACAGCGAAGAUCGCACCGCCCGGGUGUUGCAAACCGACCCUUCUACCCUCCUCCACCUCAUCCAGCAGCUGGAACAGGCGCUGGGGGAGAUGAAGACAAAUCACUGCAGGAGGAUCGUGCGCAACAUGAAGUAG